CUGCUCUGGUCGCACGCCUACUACGACACUGCCGUCUGGGAGAAGAUCCUCAAGGAGAUCUACGGCGACCGGGUGAUGAUCGACACGCGGCGCAGCGAGGACUGCCCUCACGUGGUGGCCAUCUCCGCCAUCGUCAACCUGCCCACCCUGCAGCCGUACCUCUUCCGCAACUACGAGCACCAUCCCUCCUCGAAGCCGCUCAGCCACUUUGAGGGCAGCUCCUCCCAUCAGAUCUGGCAGGGCGUAAGGGCGUCGGCCGCCGCGCCGGGCUACUUUGAGGAGUUUACCGUCAACCAGCACGUCCACCAGGACGGCGGCAUUCUCCUCAACAACCCCACGGCGGUGGCGGUGCACGAGGCGAAGCUCCUCUGGCCCAACGAGUCCAUUCAGUGCGUGCUCUCGCUGGGCAGCGGCCGCUACCAGCCGAAGGUGAGCUUCGACCAGGAGAGCGCCGCCACCACCGCCACCCUCUCCAGUCUGAAGCACAAGCUGCUCCGCCUGAUCGACUCCGCCACCGACACCGAGAUGGUCCACCGGCUGANGAGCUUCGACCAGGAGAGCGCCGCCACCACCGCCACCCUCUCCAGUCUGAAGCACAAGCUGCUCCGCCUGAUCGACUCCGCCACCGACACCGAGAUGGUCCACCGGCUGAUGAUUGACCUGCUGCCGGAGGACACCUACUACCGCAUCAACCCCUGGCUAAGGGACCAGGCGAACAUUGACGAGAACCGCCCGGAGAAGCUUGAGGCGAUGACCGUCGAUGCGCAGAUGUACCUCCGCCGCAAUGACUACAAGUUCAAGCGGGCCGUCCAGCAGCUCAGUCUGGAGCGAUCACUGGCGCAGACGGUCGUCGAUACGGUCAAAUUCAAGUCAACCCUCUACUUGUGA
Messenger RNA from Rhagoletis zephyria (snowberry fruit fly), 888 nucleotides. RefSeq names its product calcium-independent phospholipase A2-gamma-like. Gene Ontology annotation, cellular component: membrane. Gene Ontology annotation, biological process: arachidonate metabolic process. NCBI's taxonomy places the organism in Eukaryota, Metazoa, Arthropoda, Insecta, Diptera, Tephritidae. The record is from RefSeq and is a predicted model, not a curated record.